Messenger RNA from Capsella rubella, 2096 nucleotides. Its product is annotated as AP2-like ethylene-responsive transcription factor AIL5. Gene Ontology annotation, molecular function: DNA binding; DNA-binding transcription factor activity. Gene Ontology annotation, biological process: regulation of DNA-templated transcription. The transcript is spliced from 9 exons. NCBI's taxonomy places the organism in Eukaryota, Viridiplantae, Streptophyta, Magnoliopsida, Brassicales, Brassicaceae. The coding region runs from base 210 to 1871 and encodes 553 amino acids. The record is from RefSeq and is a predicted model, not a curated record.
AUCUGUGUCGUGUUCUCCUCUCUCUUUCUCUCUCUCUCAAUCUCUCAAACCCUAGAGCAAAGGAAUUAAAAGACGAGACCUUCCACUAUUUCCAAAGCCGUGAGAUCACCAGAGUUACAUCUCCCUCUCUUUCUCUCUCUCUCUCAUCCAGAAGACUUCACGAGUCCCCAAAGAAAGAAAGAAAAAAGAAAACAACCCUAUUUCCAAAGAUGAAGAACAAUAACAACAAAUCUUCCUCUUCUUCGAGCUAUGAUUCUUCUUUGUCUCCUUCUUCUUCAUCUUCUUCCCACCAGAACUGGCUCUCUUUCUCUCUCUCCAACAACAACAACUUCAACUCUUCCUCAAACCCUAAUCUCAAUUCCUCCACAUCAGAUCAUCAGCAUCCUCACCCUUCUCACCUCUCUCUCUUUCAAGCUUUCUCCUCAUCCCCAGUCGAACGGCAAGAUGGUUCCCCGGGUGUUUCAACCGGCGAUGCCACGGCGGUCCUUUCCAGCUACCCCGGCGGUCCUAAACUCGAGAAUUUCCUCGGGGGCGGAGCCGCGACAAGACCAAUGCAACAAGUGCAAUCCCUCGGCGGCGUUAUCUUUUCUUCCGACCUACAGCCGUCUCUUCAUCCUCCCUCCGCCGCUGAGAUCUACGACGCCGAGCUCAAAUCAAUAGCUGCUAGCUUCCUCGGAAACUACUCCGGUGGACACUCAACGGAAGUCUCUAGCGCGCAUAAGCAACAACAACAGAACCCUCUAGUUGUCUCAGAGGCUUCACCCACUCCUAAAAAGACCGUAGAGAGUUUCGGACAGCGUACUUCGAUUUAUAGAGGAGUCACAAGACAUAGAUGGACUGGGAGAUACGAAGCUCAUUUAUGGGAUAAUAGUUGCCGAAGAGAAGGCCAAAGCAGAAAAGGAAGACAAGUUUAUUUAGGUGGUUAUGAUAAAGAAGAGAAAGCAGCUAGAGCUUACGACCUUGCUGCUCUUAAGUAUUGGGGUCCUACUACUACCACUAAUUUCCCGAUAUCAAAUUACGAGUCUGAACUUGAAGAGAUGAAACAUAUGACUCGACAAGAGUUCGUUGCUUCUCUACGACGGAAAAGCAGUGGAUUCUCUAGGGGUGCGUCUAUGUACAGAGGUGUCACUAGACAUCAUCAGCAUGGUCGAUGGCAGGCACGAAUUGGAAGAGUUGCUGGCAACAAAGACCUCUAUCUUGGCACAUUUAGCACUCAAGAAGAAGCUGCAGAAGCUUAUGAUAUCGCAGCGAUCAAAUUCCGCGGGCUAAAUGCGGUCACCAACUUCGACAUCAGUCGCUACGAUGUCAAGUCGAUUGCUAGCUGUAAUCUCCCUGUGGGUGGACUAAUGCCUAAAUCGUCCCCAGCAACAGCUGACAAAACAACCGUUGAUCUAUCUCCAUCCGAACCACCAUCUCUGACCACACCAUCGCUCACCUUCGACGUGGCAACACCUGUCCAUGACCAUGGAACCUUUUACCACACCGGGAUACCGAUCAAACCAGACCCGGCUGAUCACUAUUGGUCCAACGUUUUUGGAUUCCAAGCAAACCCCAAAGCCGAGAUUCGACCAAUAGCAGCUUUUGGGUCGGAUCUUCAUAACCCCUCUCCAGGCUAUGCUAUAAUGCCGAUCAUGCAAGAAGGAGAAAACAACUUUGGUGGUAGUUAUGUUGGGUCUGAAGUGUAUAACAAUCAUUCGGCUGCAUCGAGCCCUGUCUCAGCAAUCCCGCUGUCCUCGACAACGACAAUGGGUAAUGGUAACGAAGGGUACGGUGGAAACAUAAACUGGAUUAGUAACAACAUUUCUAAUUCUUACCAAAAUGCAAAGUCAAAUCUCUCUGUUUUGCAGACACCAGUCUUUGGGUUGGAAUGAGUUCUCUCUAUAAUCUUUUACUAGCAUGGACGAAAAAAAGAAUGUAGUAGGAAAGAUAAGUCUCUGUGUGAGAUUCAGAUAUUUUUCUUUAGAUUAUUUAAGUAGGUUUAAAAAACAAAUAUCUAUAAGUUUUUUUCUUUCAACUUUUAAUGUUUGUCUACUGACCACGAAUUUAGCUGGAUCUGACAGUACUAACUCUUUGUUUAAUGACCUUAUGGGUUCCUU